AUGUGUGGGCGCGCACGGUGUACGUUGGCGCGAGAGGAGGUUGCUGAAGCUGCAGGCGUCGCACUUGAAGAGUUUAAGGAUGGAGACAAAUAUAAGCCAGUAGAAAAUAUGGGACCUGGAAGAUACGGGCCGAUCCUUUUGCAACGUGGAGGAGCAAAGGUCGAAGGCGAGACGAAGAUGAAGACACGACUACAAGCCAUGCGGUGGGGCCUAGUUCCGUCCUUCACCAAGGCGACUGCAAAGCCAGACCACUUUCUAAUGUUUAACGCCAGAUCCGAAAAUCUACAGGAGCGACCAGCGUUUAAGCGGUUGUUGGAGUCGAAGAGAUGUGUGGUGCUGUGUGAAGGGUAUUACGAGUGGCAACAAGUGGAUAAAAGAGAGAAGCAGCCGUAUUAUUUCUACCGAGACGGCAUCCCGAUGAAGUUUGCAGGUCUGUACGAUCAGUGGAGGAAUGAAGCAGGAGAAUUGAUGUGCACCUACACCAUCCUCACCACUGCGGUUGCGCCGGAGCUAAAGUGGCUGCACACCCGCAUGCCGGUCAUUUUGUCCGAUGAAAGUGUUGAUCGGUGGCUUUCGGGCGCCAAGUUUGAAGAUCUUAAAGACUUAUUAACAUCUUAUCGCUCUACCGAAUUGAAAUGGCACCCCGUGGACAAGAAAGUUGGAUCGAUGCAAUUUCAAAGCGAAGACUGCGCCAAGAAGGUCAAUAUCAAGCAUGCAGACAACACGCCCAAGAAAGAGUUCAAGCAAUUUCCCACUAAGUUCGUUCCAGCCUCAACGCUUCUCAACAAACGUCCCGGCGACGACAAUCAGGACUCUCCGUCAUCAACAUCUCCCAGCAAACGCCGCCGUGUGUUGUCUCCAUUGAAGGCGAAAUCUCCUGCCAAAAUGAGCAAGUUGAAGUCGCCAUCGGGCCCAAAACAGUCGUCACUGGACUUUUUUUUCGGCAAGGGCUCAAAAUGAGACCUAUUUUCAAAUAACAUAUACCAUCUAAAC
Molecule: messenger RNA, 993 nt
Organism: Phytophthora infestans T30-4
Lineage: Eukaryota; Oomycota; Peronosporomycetes; Peronosporales; Peronosporaceae
Product: DC12 family protein
Exons: 9
Coding region: 1-960 (319 amino acids)
Biological process (GO): DNA damage response
Molecular function (GO): single-stranded DNA binding
Source: RefSeq, a predicted model, not a curated record